UUAAAGCAAAUGUAAUGUCUAUUUUUCUUCUUAAUUCUAAAAUAUAGCCAUAUACAUAAUACAAACUUCGCUGUUUUUAUAUAUUCAAUAAUUUUUCUACUAGAUUAUAUUUUAAACCAUUGCUUCGUAUUGUCUAGCUAAAAUGAUUGGUCAUUGGUUUUAAACUAAUAGGUUGUAUUUGUUUUUGUAUUAACAAUUAAUAUUAAAACCAUGUUUCUGUCUAGAAGAUUUGUACCUUUGUAUUUGAAAACUUUUAAAAAUGUUCCUAGUACAACACCAGUUAAAAAUAUUCAUAGAUGGGUAGCGCCUACUCUAAUACAGUUAAAAGUACGUGAAAAGAAACUCGGAGGAAAGAAAACAAAUCCCCGUAAUACGUUUUUGGAAUGGAACUUGGAGGCAGAAUUGUAUGCAUUUGGCAAGCGUCUGAAUGAAGAUUUUGAUUCAGAUUUGUUAUUACAAGCUUUCACUGAUAGGUCAUAUGUUAUUAAGGAAGAAAUGAAGCAAAAAGAAAUGGAAUUUGAUAUAAAAGUGAAGGACAACAGGGAACUAGCUGAACAAGGUGAAAAAUUUCUGAAUGAAUACAUCCAAAUGUACUUAGAAACAGCCCUACCAAAGUUUCCACUAGAAGGUAUAGCAGGAAUUAGAAGAUAUCUCACCACAGAAGAAUUACUUGCUCAUGUAUCACAGCAUAUUGGCACCAAGGAUAUCAUUCUAGCUGCGCAAUACCCUGUGGACGAGUCUAUUUUAGCAAAUACAUUUAAAGCUAUUGUGGGUGUUCUAUUAAACUCAUCGGGUGAAGAAAGGACUGCUCAUUUUGUGCGUGAUUUCAUUAUUACCCAGCUACAAGGAAAAGAUGUAAAUGAAUAUUGGCACAUAGAAGAUCCAUGGGCAAUGUUAAUUGGGAUGCUAAAGAAAGAUCAAACCAUAAUAGAACCAAGAUUAAUAGGCGAGACUGGUAAAGGCACGCUACUAGCUUGUUACAGAGUAGGAUUAUACAUUGAGAAGAGAAUAAUCUCUACCGGUUUUGGAGAAACAGUGGCGAUUGCUAAAGAAAUGGCUGCAAGAGAGGCCCUGAAAAAGUUAUUUGGCACUGAGGAUCAUAUGAAACCCAUUAAUUUCAAAAUAAAUGGAAUACCAAAGGCACAAUCCCACAAACGCUAUCAAAUAUCGGCCAGUUAAAUAUAAUAUUUAUGUAGUGUAGUUUAAGAAUUAUAAUAGUAUAACUAGCUGCCACAUUUUCAAUAAAACAAUAUAUU
This is a messenger RNA of Achroia grisella, 1256 nucleotides long. It is a transcript of the gene mRpL44, whose product is annotated as large ribosomal subunit protein mL44. Bases 211 to 1179 code for a protein of 322 amino acids. The record is from RefSeq and is a predicted model, not a curated record. Gene Ontology annotation, molecular function: ribonuclease III activity; double-stranded RNA binding. Gene Ontology annotation, biological process: RNA processing. Lineage: Eukaryota; Metazoa; Arthropoda; Insecta; Lepidoptera; Pyralidae. The transcript is spliced from 6 exons.